Molecule: messenger RNA, 3028 nt
Organism: Colletotrichum scovillei
Lineage: Eukaryota; Fungi; Ascomycota; Sordariomycetes; Glomerellales; Glomerellaceae
Product: CHY zinc finger
Exons: 2
Coding region: 897-2741 (614 amino acids)
Biological process (GO): protein ubiquitination; ubiquitin-dependent protein catabolic process
Cellular component (GO): nucleus
Molecular function (GO): zinc ion binding; ubiquitin protein ligase activity
Source: RefSeq, a predicted model, not a curated record
GGAGCGCAAAGCCUUUACUGGCAUCAGUUACCUGCUUGCCUACAUACUUCUCACCCAAAGAAGUAAAGGCCGGGAAGACCUGAUUUGUCGCCGGGAGUCCGCCAUCGCGGUGUUUCUUCAGAGAAGGGGAAAAAAGAAAAGGGGGUCACUGCUUCUGCCCACCUCUCUCUCACGGUUCACCUCAGACACUGGACCAGUCACCAAUCUAACUCACCAUCGCCUGGGCGCGGCCCAUAUGCCCCGCCGAGUCAAGCCUCUCUCUCACUCUGCAGCAUGCUGAAGCCCGCAUGCGGAAACGCCAGACAGCUGCAUCACAUGUCUUUUUUCGUCCCUACUCUCUCGUUCACUCCGUACGGUUACCCCCCUCCUUGGCUGGUCCCGGUCUGAUCCAUAACACAUUGUCGGCACAGACAAUCGUUGCUAACAAUCGCCCCAUUGCGGUGCAAAUGUACAUGUCCCAGAUACUCUCUGACACCUGAUUUGGACUCAGAGCAAGCCUCAGGUUUCUCUUUCCAAAAGAAAACCCCCACUGCGUCCACCAUUCUGGAUCUGAACCGUCUCCGCCGACGCCGCCGACGAGAAAGAGCGGAUUGCAUUAGGGGUCUCGCCCGUCUUAUGUCAUCGCUCCUGCAUCCAAUCGUCCGGUCCCGUACCACAUCUAGCACCACCGACCACCACCACACUACUACAACCACCACCACCACCACCACUCCGACCACCAUUACCACCGCUACUUCAAAUAUCCUUCCCGCGGUGCCCCGACCAUCCAAUCCUCGCCUCCCCUCCCCUCGAUCUUGUCGCCCUGGAUGUAGCAGACCUCCCCUGCUGCGCGUCACCUUCUACAAAUCCGGCUCGGUCCCCCGACUCACAUCUCCGCCGAUACCUCCUACCUCUCAAUGUCGUCUCUGGUGUCCGACUUCCUCAUCAACCCGGUCCUCCGACAAGCUCGACGCUUUUCAGAGAUCUCGAGAUCAACCUUUGUCUCCGAACGAGACUCUUCGUCCGACCCUGUCGCCGUCCCGAGCGACGUGAAUAGUCCCGCAACUCGGCAUGCGAUUGUUGCGCCACCCGAACCCACUCCGGCACGAUCACUCGACAUUGCGACACUACCGCCGACCGUCGACGACGAGCAACCUCAGUCUCCGGCUCCCCUAGUUCAGAGCCCCCCAUCAUACACGAUGGCCGCGAUGCCACCUACAACACGGGAAUCUCUGCCCGCCGACGAUGGCAUGGGUGCGAUGCGAAAGCGUCUACUCGACAUCCAGUCACAAGAUAUCGCAGCAGACGACAAGGCCCGACUUAUGCAUGAGGCUCUGAUGGAGGGUUACCGCAAAUCUCGAGACACUCCCCGCCAAGGUAAUGCGCCGGCAGCCAGCGUGAUAGCAGCAGGGGAAGCAUGGGAACAGUCAGUCCCGAUUGCACCUCUCGAGUCGUUAAAGUUCUGGCAACAUGCGAUAGGAGAGCCGUCCUCGCCAGAAAAGUUUAUUCUUACCGCCGAUGAUGUUCGGCCGACGUACGCGGCUGCAAAGCUUGCUACAAGAGAAGAGCCCGAGGGUGCUGUGAUUCUUGGCUGCCAACAUUACCGCCGCAAUGUCAAGCUGCAGUGCUCGACUUGCGCCAAGUGGUAUACUUGUCGUUUUUGCCAUGACGCAGUCGAGGAUCACACUCUUGUCAGGAAGGAAACCAAGAACAUGCUCUGCAUGCUCUGCGCCACGCCUCAGAAAGCAUCAGACGUUUGCGUGAACUGCGGGGAGACUGCAGCCCGUUACUACUGCAACAUGUGCAAAUUGUGGGAUGACCAUCCAUCCAAUCCCAUUUACCAUUGUAACGACUGCGGUAUUUGCCGACGAGGAAGAGGCAUCGGGAAAGACUUCUUCCAUUGCAAGAAAUGUUGCGCAUGCAUCUCGAUAUCUAUUCAACAGUCACACAAAUGUAUCGAGCGCUCAACGGACUGUGACUGUCCUAUUUGCGGAGAGUACAUGUUUACAUCUCCCAAGCCAGUCGUGUUUAUGGGGUGUGGUCACAGCAUUCACCAGAAGUGCUACGACGAGCACAUGCUGAGAUCAUACAAAUGUCCCAUCUGCAACAAGAGUUUGCUCAACAUGCAGAGCCAAUUCCGCCAAUUAGAGCUGGCUAUACUUGCCCAGCCAAUGCCCCCUGAAUUCAGGGACACCCGCGCCACAAUCUUGUGUAACGACUGUAGCGGGAAGAGUUCCGUCCCUUACCACUGGCUCGGUCUCAAGUGCGCGAUUUGCACUUCUUACAACACGGUAGAAAUUCAGAUCAGCGGCGGAAGAGAAGAGACGCACGCGACACACGCCAAUCACGUGCCCGUCACGCCGGCAGCAGUCACGCCGGCUCUUUUAUCUCCUGCGCUUCCUACCCCCGUAACGACACAAGCAGCGGCUGCUCCGGCAGGAAUGGACAUACCGCAGGUCGGCAGGCGACGACAUUCGUCUCAUGCUGGUCCCGAGGCACGUCAUCUAAUGUUGGAUCGCUUUGCCAGGUCAGCCUCGCCAGCAGUCACACCUGGUAUGCCACCAUCAAACGCACCAAAUGCUGCCAUUGAGGAAGAAGAAGACGAAUCAGAGAAUGACAUUCUCAAUUUAUGGGGACGAGGCCAUGGUGACUCGGACAGCGAUACCAUGUCGACAGACAUGGACGAAGAAGACUCGGAGGGAGAGGAUGAUGACGAUGAUGAUGACUAUGAGAACGAGAUCAUGCUCAUCGGACAUCGGUAACCUCGGCUACGAUGCAAUCAUGAUUUAAACGAUGAGGCGCAUCUGCAAGAGACGGAUAUAAGAUUGGCGUACUGGGUUUUUGCGAUGAUUGCAUGGUUUGGACAUAUGGGUCGUCAAGGUCAUCGUGGGCAUAUUACUAGCUGGUUGGGUAAGGGUUAGUCGGCGUUCUUAGGAUAGCAGAGUUUGUCAGCCUCGGAUGGCACUGCUGGGUUGUUUCUUAUAGCCCUCGGAAACUGGGCCUUAUUUACGUUUCCAUAAUAGACAAAACUUGAAAAUGAUAAGCUAUG